Messenger RNA from Sparassis crispa, 513 nucleotides. RefSeq lists its product as hypothetical. Bases 1 to 513 code for a protein of 170 amino acids. The transcript is spliced from 2 exons. The record is from RefSeq and is a predicted model, not a curated record. Lineage: Eukaryota; Fungi; Basidiomycota; Agaricomycetes; Polyporales; Sparassidaceae.
AUGGACUACAUUUUCUUCUCGGCCCUGGCAAACAUUGCCCCAAAGGACGUCGUUGUCUCCUACGAUAUUGCUUGUCAGUGGCAUAGAAACCUGUGGAAACAGUACCACAUUUAUGAAGACUGUCCAUUCAAGAAGGACGAUCAAGACUUUGUCUUCCUGAUCCCGAAAUUCUACAUCAAUGCUCAUCAAGAUUCAUACCAGAUGAGCUUUUCCUUCCAUAAUACUCCGCACAUUGGCGAGACGGAUGGCGAGGGUGUUGAGCGGCCCUGGUCGGACUCAAACUUAUAUUCCUCGAGCACGAAGGAGAUGGGCCCUGGUUUGCAGUGUAACUUUCUUGACGAUGCAUUUGCAGAUUACAAUUGGCAGAAAAUAUGUGGCAUGCCUGCUCUGUUCUUAGCACGAAUCAAAGCUGCACUGCCAGAGUGCAAUGAACAAGUCUUCACCUUUGCAGAACUGAACAAUGUGAUCACGCCAGAGGAUUAUGGUGAAUGGACAACUACCAUCGAAGCUUGA